Messenger RNA from Paralichthys olivaceus (Japanese flounder), 4274 nucleotides. It is a transcript of the gene recql5, whose product is annotated as RecQ helicase-like 5. The record is from RefSeq and is a predicted model, not a curated record. Gene Ontology annotation, cellular component: chromosome; cytoplasm; nucleus. Gene Ontology annotation, molecular function: four-way junction helicase activity; 3'-5' DNA helicase activity; ATP binding. Lineage: Eukaryota; Metazoa; Chordata; Actinopteri; Pleuronectiformes; Paralichthyidae. Gene Ontology annotation, biological process: double-strand break repair via homologous recombination.
CAGACCCCCGCUCCUUCCCGGGCUCUGAUUGGCUCGGCGCGUUAUUCUGGCCCCCGGAGUGAGUUCGCCCUCCUCGGGUGUUGGGGUUCGGGGGGAUAAAGACUCCGGAGAGUGUUUCAUGACACAAACAACAUGACUACAAGUUUAAAAGCGGCUUUAAAAACCCACUUCGGGUUCGACGGCUUCAGGACCAAACAGCAGGAGGACGUGGUGAGCGCGGUCGUCAGAGGGGACCGGGAUGUGUUCGUGUGUAUGCCCACUGGAGCAGGGAAGUCCCUCUGUUACCAGCUGCCUGCGGUGCUGGCUGAGGGCAUCACUCUGGUUAUAUCCCCGCUCAUUGCUCUCAUUCAGGAUCAAGUGCAACACCUGAGGGAGCUGAACAUCCCCGCCUGCUCCAUCAACUCCAAGCUCCCAGUAGGCGAGCGCCGUCUGAUCAUGAGCGACCUGGAGAGCAGCCAGCCGAAGCUGAAGCUCCUCUACAUAACACCAGAGAUGUUGGCGUCCCCCUCAUUCCAGCCGUGCCUGACAGGCCUGUGCUCCCGCGGCCUGCUGUCCUACAUGGCCGUGGACGAGGCUCACUGCGUCUCCCAGUGGGGCCACGACUUUAGGCCGGACUACCUCAAACUGGGUGAGCUGCGUGCGCGCCUGUCUGGAGUUCCCUGCUUGGCCCUGACAGCGACAGCACCCAAGAAUGUGCAGCAGGACAUUGUUCAGUCCUUGAAGCUGCACUUGCCGCUGUCUUUUGUUGCACCGGUGUUUCGCAGUAACUUGCACUAUGAUGUGAUCUUCAUGGAGCUGCUGCCGAACCCUUAUGUCCACCUCCAUGCUUUUAUUAAGCAAGCACUGGCGCUGGGCAGUGGGUCUAAUGAACAGGGCUGUGGGAUUGUUUACUGUCGGACCAGGGAUGGCUGUGAAACGGUGGCUUACCAGCUGACCAAGCUUGGAGUCUUGGCCAAGCCUUACCAUGCAGGUCUGAAAACAGGAGAUCGCACAGAGGCCCAGAAUGAGUGGAUGCAGGGUAAAGUUUUGGUUAUUGUCGCCACCAUCAGUUUCGGCAUGGGAGUAGACAAGGCGAACGUCAGGUUUGUAGCUCAUUGGAACCUCGCUAAGUCUUUGGCCAGUUACUACCAAGAGUCCGGACGAGCAGGGCGAGACGGACUGCCCUCCUCCUGUCGCACAUACUACUCCCGGAGAGACAAGGAGCAAAUUAACUUCCUCAUCCGACAGGAAGUCGGCAAGAGACAGGCAAAACGCGGUUCUGCAAAAGAGACGGACAAAGCAGCCAUUAUAGACUUUGAAGCCAUGGUGUCAUUCUGUGAGAAAGAAGGUUGUCGUCAUGCCAUCAUCUCCAAGUUCUUUGGGGACAAGGCGCCAAACUGUGCCGGCGCCUGUGACUACUGCCGCAACCCUAAAGCUGUACGAGCCCAGCUGGAGAAAGGGGCUACCCUCAGCACCAGAACCGCUGCAGCUCAGAGCAACAAGCCCACAGGACCGUUUGGCUUCAUUCCCAAACUUUACGAAGGUGGAAAGAAGGGCUACGGCUUUGAGAGGCAUGACGAAGGGGAAAACAGCGGUGAAGAUGAUGGCACAACGAGGAAAAAGGAGUUUUCUGACCUCUUCAAGAAGCAGAUGAACCUACGCAAGGGAACUGAUGGUCAGAGGGAAGAUUUUGUUCCUCCAGAUGACGGCUGCCCACUCAGAGAUGCCAGCAGCCAGAGGAUCCCCAGGCUCACUGUAAAGGCCAGAGAGCACUGCCUGUACCUCUUGGAAGAGGCAUUAAUUGACCACCAGGGGGCAGAAGGCACAUUCAUCUGCGACCCUCUGUCCUCGGCGGCGGAUCUGGAACACACGGUUUUUAAGAACAGCAAGUCUGCCAACUUAUACAAGGCUGCUGUGCUAAAGAAGGUGGCAGAAAUGAAGAAAACAGCAACUCCCUCGACUGGAGGAGAAAAAAGAGACAAGAUGAACAGCAGCAGUGAAUUUGGAGAAGUUGAGUCUGAACCCGUAGAGGAAGCAUCCACCUCCUCUUCUUUGUCCAUUUCUGAGGAACUGCACGGGUUCAAGCCUGCAUCACAAAUCUACUCUCUGAAGCGUAAGAGGGUCGGAGCAGGCCUGAGGGGCUCAUCGGACCCCUUCAAGACUGCCAAGGAUCUGCUGGAGCUCUCCGUGAUGGACACUGCUUUGAACAAAGGGUCAGAGAGUGGCGGUUUUUACAAUGACGGCUCAAGAGGCUGUGGAGAGUCGUCUGUCAAGGGAAACAAGGAGAGAAUAAACACAGACAUAGCUUCAGCUGUAACAUCGUCCGUUCAGGCCAGAGCAAAUGCAGUCGCUGCCUCUACAGAGAGCCAGACGAAAGCUGGCAAAGCCAUAAGCAAGAAGCAGCAGAAGCUGGCGGAAGCGGCAAAGAGUUCCCGCAACAUUUCUCAGUAUUUUGCCAAGAAGCAAACAAUGGAUAAAAGCCAGGAUGAGCCACUGGAGCUGAAGGGACUUGAUGCUGUGGUGUCUCAAACUACCAACUUAGUCCAACAUGAAAACUUUUUCCAGCUGGAACACUCACCUUCCAGUGUGGAAGCUAUGGAGAGAAGUCCUGUGGAGUCGGAGGCUCAGGAUGUGAUGCAGGAAGAAAGUAAAAAGGAAGUGAUCGUUACAGCUGAUCAAGUCGAGGAGGAAAUGCAUCAAACAGAGACUUUAGAGCUUAAGCAGAUUCAUGACUCAUCUCAUCAGGAACUAAGACAAGAAGAACAAGAAGCAGCCAAACCAGCUCUAAUACAAGAGUUGACAGAUGACAUGAAGUCAAACAGAGAGCCGUCGUCUCCUCCAGCGAAACGCAGCCGGCCUGCAGAUGGCAGCAGCAGAAGAGUGACCUUCAACCCUAACGUGCAGGAGAGGGCCCUGCAACCGGUGAAUGAGCCGCCGAAUCCAGUGACGCUGAAGGAAGCGGCCGAUGUUGUCGUCCGAUAUCUGGACCCGUUUUACACUCAGGGGAAGUUUGCCACAAAGGAGCUGUUCAAGUCCUUUGCUCGCUACUUGUCUCACCUUCUUACAGAAGGAAGGAGUCUGGGAAAAGGUCAAGUUAAAACAGAAGCCAAAGCUCUCAUCAAGAAAUUCUUCAGCAGAGUCCAGUGCUGUGAGAGUGAGGCAGACUGGAAGCACCUUAAAAGACCACACAGCUGUAACGCCACAGAGAACAAGGAAUGAGGGGAAUCGAAACGUAGUCAUUUUUAUGGCCAGCCCCUUCACUUCCUCUUUGUCAGUGCCUCUUGUUUCAUUGAUCUCAGGCUUUGUCGCUGACGCCUCACGACCAGGUUCAUGGUUGAUUUGCUGCUAAACUUCUUUUUUUUGUCCAGGCUGGUUGCUGCUACAGUGGUUUUUUUCCACAAUCAAGCAAUAAAAAAUGGACUGUUGCAUCCUGAGAUUGCAGAAGUAGAACUCUGUGCAAACAUGAUACGUGUUCUUUUAUGUCUCUGCCUGUUAACUGAAGGAUGUGUACACUUCACAGUUCUGAUGACUAAAACUUGAAAUGACUGUUCUACAGGCAGAAACAGACGUCAUCUCAGUAUAGUCAGGGAAUAAUACUGUGUAUGUGGCACUACACUCCUCUUUUUUUCUCCUGCACUUGUACGUGUUUAGAGUCUUCGCGUGCUGAUUUUCUUACUGAGCUUCACUGGAGUGUAUCCUCUGGGGACCACGAAUGUCUUCACUAAAUUUCCUGCCAAUCUAUGGAAUAGUUAGUUCUGGACGAAGUGGUGAACCGACCAAACAACUGAGCUUCUCUCAGGUUGUCAGUAAUGUGAAGUGUACACACCCUGAAGUAAACUGGGUUAAAGUAUAAAAACACUUAUCAAUUCAACCACAUUGUUCUCUGUUGCAAGGGAUUUUUUUUUUUUUUUACUUUUUAAUUGCUGCUACGUGUUUUGACAUAGUCUACUGAACGGACGAACAGAGAGCAAAGCAAAUGAGCAUAAAUGAUAAGAUACUGUAUGGUAUAAAAGUCUGUAUUUUAUUUUACUUAAACAUAAUUUUGUAGAUUCUCUGGUAAUAGAAGAAUUUGUGCUAAAGGAUGUGUAUUUUUCUUUUCUUUUAUCUCGAUGGUUUCUUAUGUUAGUCCCUGUCAGGUUAGUGUGCGGCCGCAGUUUGUCUCCACAGACCAGAUGGAAAAAAAACCCAAAGAGUAAACUUGAAGCACUGAUGGACGAAGACUUGAGUCUGAGCAGCCAUCGAUGAUCUGCUCUUUGCUGCGAAAUGUUUACAAUAAAUUCUAUGCUGAACAGGAA